Chenopodium quinoa (quinoa) is the source of this 3176-nucleotide messenger RNA. RefSeq names its product subtilisin-like protease SBT1.3. The record is from RefSeq and is a predicted model, not a curated record. Gene Ontology annotation, biological process: proteolysis. The transcript is spliced from 3 exons. Gene Ontology annotation, molecular function: serine-type endopeptidase activity. Lineage: Eukaryota; Viridiplantae; Streptophyta; Magnoliopsida; Caryophyllales; Amaranthaceae. The coding region runs from base 544 to 2856 and encodes 770 amino acids.
CCAAUUUUGUAAGAGUACAAUAAUAAAAAUUUACGCAUGGUAGGAAAAACAAAAAACACGUAACGACAAUAUUAUCCAUUAAUACCUAUAAUCAACCCUUAAAACUGCAAAUAUCAUAAUUGAUAAUUCAAACCCGAAGUAACAUUAAUUUUACUGUCACUCUCUAGUACUCCAUAAUUCAAAGUAGCGACAGGACCUCUGUUUAUAAAACAUCGAAAUAAAUAAUUCCUGUCUAGACGAAACACUCUAUCCUAGACCGAAAAAUCAGUGCCUCUUCUAUUACAUGAAAAAAUUGAAACAUAAAAAUAAAAAAGACCAUAUCAUAUAUCAUAUGCCAUGUUGCAUUAUAUUGUCAUCCCAAAUUAAUUUUCACCACCAUCUUCUGUACCACCCUAUUUUACUCUGCAUUCAUGGCAUCACCCACCUCCUUUAAUACAUUCACAUAAUUACGACACUUAUAUUUUUGCCCACUCUUCAUUUCCCACUUCACAUUUUUAUUUUCUCUCUCCUCUUUUUUGAGAGAAAGUUAACAAGAAAAACAAAAUGUUUAAGGAAUCAAAAUUUUUGGUAGUAUGUUUUUUGUUAUUUUUAUUAUGUUUUAAUUUUGUUGCUUCAACAACAAAGAAAACAUAUAUUAUUCAAAUGGAUAAUUCAGCUAUGCCAUUGGUUUUUACUAAUCAUUUUGAUUGGUAUUCUUCCAAAAUUGGCUCGAUUGUUGCAGAUAAUGAUGUCGAAGAUAGCAGGGUUAUCUACAAUUAUCAACAUGCUUUUCACGGGCUUGCGGCCCAACUUACGGAAGAAGAGGCUUCAAGAUUGGGCCGAGAUCAUGGGGUUGUUGCUUUGUUUCCGGAGACAAUGUACCAACUGCAUACUACUAGAAGCCCAAUGUUCUUGGGCUUGGACCGGGAGGAAGUGGUUAUUGACAAGGCCCGAGCCCAAGGUAACUACGACGUCGUUGUUGGGGUGUUGGACACCGGGAUCUGGCCUGAAAGCCCGAGUUUUAAUGAUUCGGGGUAUGGCCCGAUCCCGGCCCGGUGGAAGGGUGCAUGCGAGCGGGGUCGGGCUUUUGACCCGGCUCGGCAUUGUAAUAAGAAGAUUGUUGGUGCAAGGGUGUUUUACAAGGGGUAUGAGUCUGCCACGGGGAAAAUAAAUGAGGAGAUGGAGUAUAAGUCUCCUAGGGACCAAGAUGGCCACGGGUCCCACACUGCUGGGACUGUGGCUGGGUCUCCAGUGCUUGGUGCGAGCCUACUUGGCUACGCACAAGGCACGGCCCGAGGGAUGUACCCUUGGGCUAGGAUCGCCGCCUACAAGGUGUGCUGGACUGGGGGGUGUUUCAGUUCAGACAUCUUGUCCGCGGUUGAUCAAGCAGUGUCGGAUGGAGUGGACGUACUCUCCAUCUCUCUAGGAGGUGGUGUGUCGUCGUACUUUCGGGAUAGCUUAUCAGUGGCCACAUUUGGAGCUAUGGAGAAGGGAGUAUUUGUUUCGUGCUCGGCGGGUAAUGCUGGGCCUGAACCGGUUAGUCUUACCAACGUCGCCCCGUGGGUUGCCACCGUCGGGGCGAGUACGUUGGAUAGGAAUUUCCCAAGUAAUGUUAGGCUUGGGAGUGGAAAAUCAUUUAGUGGGGUGUCUAUCUAUAAAGGGAGGAUGCAUUUGUCACCUAAGAAGCUUUACCCGGUUGUGUAUUUGGGGAGUAACUCAACGAGUCCGGAUCCAAAUUCCUUGUGCUUGGAAGGUACUCUUGAUCGACGAAAAGUUCAGGGAAAGAUUGUAAUUUGUGACCGUGGAAUCAGCCCUCGAGUUCAGAAGGGUCAAGUAGUGAAACAAGCUGGAGGAAUAGGCAUGAUCCUAGCCAAUACUGCGGCUAAUGGUGAGGAGCUAGUAGCUGAUUGUCACCUCCUCCCGGCAGUUGCAGUGGGAGAAAAGGAAGGCAACAUCAUAAAGCGUUAUGCAUCGCGUGCAAAUGCCACAGCAACAAUAUCUUUCCUUGGCACAAAAGUAGGCAUCAGACCAUCCCCUGUGGUUGCAGCGUUUUCCUCCAGAGGACCCAACAUCCUAUCUUUGGAAGUCCUGAAGCCGGAUGUGGUAGCCCCUGGCGUGAACAUCCUUGCAGCUUGGACUGGCAGCACAGGCCCCUCAGGCGUGUCUGCUGAUACACGAAGAGUCAAGUUUAAUGUACUGUCGGGUACAUCAAUGUCGUGCCCUCAUGUUAGUGGGGUGGCCGCCUUGAUCAAGGCUAGGCACCCAACUUGGAGUCCUGCUGCCAUAAAAUCUGCUUUAAUGACUACAGCAUAUAUCCAUGAUAAUAGUAAGAGACCACUAAUUGAUGCUGCAACUGAGACACCCUCAAGCCCCUUUGAUCAUGGGGCGGGUCAUAUAAACCCGGUGAGAGCUCUCAACCCGGGUUUGGUCUACGACAUUACCCCUCAAGAAUACUUCGAGUUCCUCUGUGCCCGAAAUCCAACUCCCACACAGCUCAAGAUUUUCUCAAGAGGUGGUAAAUUGGCUUGCCAUAACAAACUUUCUAAGGCAGCAGGGGACUUGAACUACCCUGCUUUAUCAGUUGUCUUUUCAUCAAAUGCGAGCAUCUCUAGUAUAACUAUUCAAAGGACAGUCACAAAUGUCGGUCAACCUGUAUCGAGUUACCGUGCGAGAGUCACUCCAUUUAAGGGUGCUAAAGUGGUCGUUGAACCAAAGGUCCUGCAUUUUACCAAGCUGUAUCAGAAGUUGUCUUACAAGGUUACAUUUAAGACGGUUUCGAGGCAGCCAGCACCAGAAGCUGGGUACUUAAUGUGGAAGGAUGCAACUCACAAAGUAAGAAGUCCUGUAGCGUUGAUGUGGUUGCCACCGUCCAAUUAGAAUCGCCGAGGAUAAAGAUACUUCAUUAGUUUGAAUUGGGACAGUAAUAGGUUCAAGUUAUUUACCAUGGACUAGGUUUUUUUUUUUUUUUUUUUUUUUUUUUUUUUUUUUUUUUGUUACAGUAAUGGAAAAGGAUUUUUAUUAUCUCUGAAUAAGACCAAGGGGUGGACCUUUUUUUACAGGAAGAGGAAAUUGUAUUGAUAUGGUAUGUAUUAAUGAAUGCAAUAUUGCAGUAGAGUUUUAAAAAAAAAUUGGGAAGAAGCAGCUUUUUGGUUAAUUUAAAUUAGUGGUAAGAGUACAUAUAUUUGGACCUUCUCAAA